Molecule: messenger RNA, 1582 nt
Organism: Gasterosteus aculeatus aculeatus (three-spined stickleback)
Lineage: Eukaryota; Metazoa; Chordata; Actinopteri; Perciformes; Gasterosteidae
Gene: gpd1c
Product: glycerol-3-phosphate dehydrogenase 1c
Biological process (GO): glycerol-3-phosphate catabolic process; carbohydrate metabolic process
Cellular component (GO): cytosol
Molecular function (GO): NAD binding; protein homodimerization activity; glycerol-3-phosphate dehydrogenase [NAD(P)+] activity
Source: RefSeq, a predicted model, not a curated record
ACGCGCACGUCCGGUACGUGUGACAACAACCUUUUAAAAAAGUGCUCAAAUAGACGUGAUACUUGUUGCACCGCGUUGUGCUUCGUUCCCACUACAUCCGUGGGGAGGAGAAGGAGGGUCGGUUGUAGGAAACAGGGCGUAUGAGGAAGUUGUAAGAGACGCUGAACAAGGAGAAGAAGAAGAACAACAGUUCGGCCGUGAGAAGGAAGCUCGCUGCGUUCAGAAUGCCUGCGAAGAAAGUGUGCAUCGUCGGAUCUGGAAACUGGGGCUCCUCCAUCGCCAAAAUAAUCGGGCGCAACGUGAAGGCCUCCAACCGCUUCGACCCGAUGGUAAACAUGUGGGUUUAUGAGGAAAUGAUCGACGGGAGGAAGCUCACCGAGAUCAUCAAUACGGAGCACCAGAACGUCAAAUACCUCCCGGGCCACACGCUGCCGGCCAAUGUGGUCGCUAUUCCAGACGUCACGGAGGCCGUGAAAGGAGCAAAGAUCCUCGUCUUCGUCAUCCCGCACCAGUUCAUCGCCAAGCUGUGUGACCAGAUCAAGCCUCACAUCACGGAGGGAACCAUCGGGAUAUCGCUCAUCAAAGGCAUCGACGAGGGGCCCGACGGACUCAAGCUCAUCUCCGACAUCAUUCGAGAGAAGCUGGAGAUCGAGGUCAGCGUCCUCAUGGGGGCCAACAUCGCCAGCGAGGUGGCGGACGAGAAGUUCUGCGAAACGACCAUCGGCGCCAGAAACGAGGCCAACGGCCUCAUCUUCAAAGAGCUGCUUCAAACUCCCAACUUCCGCAUCACCGUGGUGGACGAGAGUGACACGGUGGAGCUGUGCGGCGCCCUGAAGAACAUCGUGGCGGUGGGUGCCGGGUUCUGCGACGGCCUGGGCUUCGGCGACAACACCAAGGCGGCGGUGAUCCGGCUGGGCCUGAUGGAGAUGGUGGCCUUCGCCAAGAUGUUCUGCACCGGCCAGGUGAGCUCCACCACCUUCCUGGAAAGCUGCGGCGUGGCCGACCUCAUCACCACCUGCUACGGCGGACGGAACCGCAAAGUGGCCGAGGCCUUUGUCAGAACGUCCAAGUCCAUAGUUGAGCUGGAGGCAGAGAUGCUCAACGGGCAGAAGCUGCAGGGCCCACAGACCUCCGCCGAAGUCUACAAGCUCCUCCAAAAGAAGGACAUGGUGGACAAGUAUCCGCUGUUUUCUGCAGUCUACCAGAUCUGCUUUGAGGGCAAAGAGGUGAAAGAGUUCAUCACCUGUCUGCAGAACCACCCGGAGCACAUUUGACGGGUCCGUCGUCGCGUUCCACCGCGGGGUCGCGCCACCAGAGGGCGGAAGAGAUGCAUCACAAAGAAACGCACAACACAGCACAGGAGAUGCAAUGAGACGUAACACUUUUUAUCGGGGACAUUUCAUAAAAGGCCCGAUAUUUUUCUGAGCUUUUAAAACUUUGUUUUUGUAUUGAUUUUGCUCUUUUGGUGAAAUACUAUGGCACUUCCCUUAAGGCAACACACUUAUUUUAUUACUAAAAUGAUGUCAAAUUUGUCCUUUUGUUGUUGUUUUCUCAAUAAACUCAAUUCGUAAGAAACUCAAAA